Molecule: messenger RNA, 1065 nt
Organism: Prorocentrum cordatum
Lineage: Eukaryota; Dinophyceae; Prorocentrales; Prorocentraceae
Source: the annotation of a GenBank genome assembly
AUGGCGUCGCCCGCCGCUCGCUCGCGCAAGACGAUCAACAAGAGGCGCGAGGCGUCAGAGAGCCCGGGGAGGCGCCGCCUCCACAGUGUGCCAGAGGACGAGGUCAGCGACCCGGAGGGCACCAGUCCCUGGGAGAAGCUCGGCGCAGAGGCCUCCGCGACGGACGAGGAGCAGGACGACUACAUGGCAAUGCAGAUCGCGGAGAUGCUGCAGGCAGAGGAGAUGACGGAGCACGAGAAGGACCUGUUCCUGGCCGGCCAGCUUCGUCUCGGCCCGGCGAGCGCUCGGUGGCGUUCGAUGUUCCUGAAGCUGAUGGGCUCGGUGACGGCGACGGAGAACAUGCGCUCGGUUUCAGGCAUGGCCCCUCACCUCCUGCAGCGCGGCGAGGAGCGAAUGCGCACGCCACUUACACGUAGGUGCGACACACGCAUCGCCUACCACAAGAAGACGCCCGAGGAGAAGCUCGAGGCUGCCAAGAAGAAGCUGGCGAAGGCAAAGGCGGCGCAGACACGCCGAGAGGUGAAGCAGAUAGCGGCCAAGGAGCUCGAGGAGUACGCACAGGCCCUCGAGGGGACGGGCGAGACAGACCCGUGGACGCCGCAGCCUACGCAGGUGAAGAAGCGCCUCGACCCAGUGAGCGAGCAACUUUGGCUUCACGAGGGCCAGGGCCGCGAGAUAGUGGGGGUCGAGGCGGGAGUCCCGGCGGUCAAGGAGAUGGCCGUGCCGAUGGCCCUCUGCGUGAAUGCGGCCGAGGGCUACGUUCCCGCGAAGCACCCCCUUCCGGCGAAGGCGCAGAGCGUGCCGGCCAAGGCACCGCCGGGGACAAGGCCGAUGACGACUGCCGAGAUGAUGCGGGCCCUCGCGGACAUGACGGUGGUGAUUGAGCAGCAGCGCGUGCAGAACGAGAGGGUGCACCAGAGGGUAUCCGAGGUGAUGCGCCAGCCGCGCCAGGGCCUGAGCGACGAGGAGAUGAUGAGGAUCGCGAUGAUGAUGUCCCAGAUGCAGCAGCAGGCCUCUUCGGCGCCGUCGUCCCCGGGCGCGUCGGGAUCACAGGAGCCGGCCUGA